Messenger RNA from Haliotis rufescens (red abalone), 1250 nucleotides. RefSeq lists its product as uncharacterized. The record is from RefSeq and is a predicted model, not a curated record. NCBI's taxonomy places the organism in Eukaryota, Metazoa, Mollusca, Gastropoda, Lepetellida, Haliotidae. Gene Ontology annotation, molecular function: calcium ion binding. Gene Ontology annotation, cellular component: membrane. The coding region runs from base 98 to 1180 and encodes 360 amino acids. The transcript has 9 exons.
UUGUGACAAACGACUUCCUACCGGAUAUGGUUCCGCGUAAGGAAAUAGUUCGCUGUGACUCUUCAACAUGUGAGAAGAUUUGACAACCAAGUCAGCAAUGGAGGGAAAAUUGUUAGUUUUGUUGACCUUGGCUCUCUCCGUCGUGAAUCUUUAUGGAAGUUUUUUAGAGGUGAACUACCCAAAUGUGAACGUGACAGCCGAGCCAAAAGGGAGCGUCAUCAUCCAGGGUGGCGUUGGAGGCGAUAUCUUGUUGUACCCCGGAAAAAAUGGAACAUUAUACAUCAACGGCUACGACAUCGAAGACAUCAUUGCUAUGGUGAACAGCCUCCCCCCUGUGUGGACCAAACAAACGGUGCAUGACUCUCUCGGCACGUUCGAUGCAGGGAAGAACCUCUCCGUCGCCGUCUACGCCAAGGACCCCGAGGGCGGAGCGUUACAGUACGCGUUGAUAUCGGGUCGGUUCCCCCCUGGCAUCAUCCUCAACAACAAAACCGGCGUCAUCAGCGGCAUAGCGCCAAACUACGACGCUACAUACAGCUUCAGCAUCCGUGUCACCGACAAAGACGGCAAGUAUGCCGACGGAACCUUCUCCAUCGACAUCAGAGAGCGAGAACUGUGUUCCUCCAAACCCUGCAUGCACGGGGGUUCGUGUGUCGACGUCCCCGGGGGCUUCCGCUGCGACUGUCUGCCCCUGUACGGGGGGAGGACCUGCAACGUCUUAUGUUCCGUGAACCCUCUGGGUGUUGGCGUCAAGAACAAGGUGGUCCCGGACGCACAGAUCACGGCACAUUACAGCUUUAACGGUUCCAAGGCAUCCGAUGGACGACUAUACGCACCCGUGGGCGUUGGCUGGGUGGGGCAGGGUCUUGGGUCCUGGCUGCAGGUUGAUCUGAACACGGAGAUGAAAUUGAACAGGAUGGCUGUUCAGGGCGUCAGCACCAACUACAUGAUCAGCCAGUUCACGGUCCAGUACAGCACUGACGGCAACACCUUCACCGACGUCCUCGACGCAGUCACUAAGAAGACUGAGAUAUUUCGCGGCAGCGCAUCCUACAUGAUUGAACAGCUGAAGACGUUCGAUCCCCCAUUCCUGGCACGUUUUGUCCGCUUCGUCCCCCUCAGCUGGCACACCGGGGUGGGGACACACCCAGGCAUGCGCGUGGAGCUGUACGGAUGCUAGCGUUCACAAUAUUACUUGUAUCUGUCUUGGAGAGAUUAACAAAAAUAUUUGGAAUAAAAUUUGAAUCUUG